Messenger RNA from Cylicostephanus goldi, 864 nucleotides. NCBI's taxonomy places the organism in Eukaryota, Metazoa, Nematoda, Chromadorea, Rhabditida, Strongylidae. The record is from the annotation of a GenBank genome assembly.
AUGCAGGGAGGCUAUAUGGCAAAUGUGCAAACGGUACCGGGUAAUAGCACUAUUUUCCAACCAGGAACUGCUGCCGUAGGUGGGCCACAGAGGGGAAGAGUCAUGCAACGACCAACUGCUCCUCGAAUGUUUGUUCAACCAGCUCCACAAGCAGGUGAACGACCGUAUGUCGUACCGCAACAGCAAAUUCGUAUGGUCUCCACGCAGAGAUUACCACCACAGAAGCGAACCAUAGGACAAAAAUCCCCGAUGACAGCGGUGAUGGUACCCGCUAGGUCGGGACAACCGCAUCAGAUUCGUGCAGUACCGAGAGGAUUUACUCCUCAAGGGACCCGAAUAAUGAAUGUUGUUAUGGCACCCAGUGGCGUACCGGCGUCAAGUUCGUCACAGCCCCUUCCAAUGCAGCAGGGUGGACAACCCGGUGGAGCCACACUGAUGACAUCCGGAGCACCUGGAGUACGACAUCCUUCACCGUUUUCAGAAGGUGCAACUCAUACGAGUUAUUUUCAUGAUUAUUUAUUUUCUCACAACCCGGAACCAUCAGUUUCCUUUUCAGCUACUGGUGUAACUGUCAAACGACAACUUCUGUCCCAGACCCGACCUUUGGGACCAGGAUCGAGAGGCAGCUCUCCUCAAACUGUAGCUCAAGUCGUCAUCGCCCCACCAUCACAGCCGCAGCCUCAGCUCAUGCAGCAACAGCAGCAACAACAGCAACAACAGCAGCAACAACAACAGCAGCAACAACAGCUAGCCCCUGAAGAGCAGCAUCCUUUAGCUGCUGCGCCCUUACCUCAACCAUCACCAGCCCAGAUUGAGGAACCGCCUUCUAGGCCGUCACCCUCGCCAUCUCAUAGUUCAUCAUAA